Messenger RNA from Pelmatolapia mariae (spotted tilapia), 7099 nucleotides. RefSeq names its product sperm antigen with calponin homology and coiled-coil domains 1-like a (gene specc1la). The transcript has 16 exons. Lineage: Eukaryota; Metazoa; Chordata; Actinopteri; Cichliformes; Cichlidae. Gene Ontology annotation, biological process: actin cytoskeleton organization. Gene Ontology annotation, cellular component: microtubule organizing center; filamentous actin. Gene Ontology annotation, molecular function: protein binding. The record is from RefSeq and is a predicted model, not a curated record. The coding region runs from base 190 to 3540 and encodes 1116 amino acids.
GCGGCGGCUGCUGCCAACAGAAGGGAGCCGACAUCCGAAACCGGUGCUGCCCGCUGCCGUAACACGUUGUGGAAUAGGCAGACUGUUAGCGACCGCAAAUGGAUGCCUAUCGGGCCCUAACCUGCCAAGCUGGGAGAUAAGGAGAACCUUAGAUUGAGCCGUAAAUGUUUCAGCAUCAGAGAGCUCACUAUGAAGAAGACGGUCCGGCCAGCGGUGAGUAAGGUGAGCGGCGAUCGAGGAAAGUCCGAGGCCGCAACUACCGGCGGAAAGCCCCCAGCCAAAAGCACCACCGUUGCUCCUCUGUCUAAGGUGAAAAGCAGUGAUGACCUCUUAGCGGCUAUGGCUGGAGGGAAUCCUGCAUCAAGUAGUUCCGUCACUAAGACCAAGAGGACUACGUCUGUUGGCACAAGCGCUAGCAACUUAGACAGCAAGCCAAAGACAACUUCAGGUACUUCAUCCAAACGUGCAUCAUCAUCCACUUCCAAGGAGCCAAGUUCAUUACGAGACCGCCUUCGGUCAUCCAGGACAUCCGCAGCUAAAAAGCAGCUUGCAUCAGGGACUGUAGCUGGGGAUGUGGCCUCAGGAAAGCGCUCUCGCAGCCAGAUCCUGGCAGAGUCCGAGGGCCGUAUGAGCAAGUCUAAGUCAGAUGGCCAGAUUAAUGAUAAAGUGGCUCUGGAAGCCAAAGUCAAAGACCUGCUUGGUUUGGCCAAGAGCAAAGACGUGGAGAUCCUUCACCUUCGCAGCGAGCUGAGGGACAUGAGGGCCCAACUCGGCCUUGGUGGGAAGGAGGCGCCACAGGAGGAAGAAGCUGGAGAGGAAGAGAAGCCCCAGGUUUCAGCCAUCACGGCCGCUGAUGUGGAGUCCACUCUGAUUCUCUUACAAGAGCAGAAUCAAGCCAUCAGAGAGGAGCUCAACCUGCUGAAGAGCGAGAACCGCAUGCUGAAAGACCGGCUCAAUGCUCUGGGAUUCUCCCUGGAGCAGAGGCUAGAUGGCUCUGACAAGCUGUUCAACUACUCCUCCCUGAGUCCAGAACUGGCUGCAGGCAGCGGGCACAGCGAUGGUGGUGGCACAGGUACUAUGACCUCCUCAGUGGAAGGCUCUGCCCCUGGCUCAUUGGAGGAUCUUCUCACAGGACACCAGCAUGGUGGCUCGGCAGACAACCUGGAUAGUGAGUCCAGUGAGGUCUACCAAGCUGUCACCUCCAGUGACGAUGCUCUGGACGCCCCAUCUGGAGCUUCCUCGUCAUCUGAGUCAGAGUGUGCGCCUAGCAGGGAGCGUUCACGGAGGGGUAGCAGUGGCAAUGCCAGUGAGGUGUCAGUAGCCUGUCUGACGGAGCGCAUCCAACAGAUGGAGGAGAAUCAGCACAGCACAGCUGAGGAGCUUCAGGCGACACUGCAGGAACUGGCUGACCUGCAGCAGAUCACACAGGAGCUGAAUGGAGAGAACGAGCGGCUCGGAGAGGAGAAAGUCAUCCUCAUGGACUCCUUGUGCCAGCAGAGUGACAAGCUGGAGCUCUACGGCCGCCAGAUUGAAUACCUGCGCUCGCUCCUCGAAGAGCAUCAUAUAUCCUACGUGCUGGAGGAGGACAUCAAGAGUGGGCGCUACAUGGAGCUGGAGCAGCGUUACGCAGAUCUGGCAGAUAAUGCCCGCUUUGAGAGAGAGCAGCUACUUGGGGUGCAACAGCACCUAUCCAACACGUUAAAGAUGGCUGAGCAGGACAAUGCUGAAGCUCAGGAGAUGAUGGGAGUGCUGAAGGAGAGGAACCAACAGAUGGAGCGCCUCCUGGAUUCGGAGAGACAGGAUCGCGCUGCCAUGGCGGCCGCACUGGAAGAGUACAAAGCAGCCGUGAGCAACGACCAGGCGGAGCUGAACCGCUGCCGAGCCCAGCUGGAUCAAGAGAGGCAGAGAGUGGCCGAGCUGUACUCUCUGCACACUGCAGGGGACAAAAAUGACAUCUGUCAGCUGCUGGAAGGUGUUCGGCUGGGGAAAGAGGAGGCUGAGGCCAAAGCUGCAAAGAUGCAGGAGGAGAUGGAACAGGCCCACGGCGAACUCAGCCGGCUGCAGGAGACUUUCAGUAAGCUGGACAGUGAAUACAGAGACUUCCAGGAGCAGGCGCAGCAGCAAAUGGCUGAGCAGGAUCGUGCACUGGAGAAGCAGCGCAUGGAGCUGCAGGAGAAGGACACCGAGAUCGCUGACAUGAAGGAAACUAUCUUUGAACUGGAGGAUGAGGUGGAGCAGCACCGAGCUCUGAAACUCCACGACAAUCUCAUUAUCACAGAUUUGGAAAACUCUGUGAAGAAGCUGCAGGACCAGAAGCACGACAUGGAGAGAGAGAUUAAGAUUCUUCACCGCAGGCUGAGAGAGGAGUCAAUGGAGUGGCGUCAGUUCCAGGCUGAUCUGCAGACCGCUGUCGUCAUUGCUAAUGACAUCAAGUCGGAAGCACAGGAGGAGAUUGGUGACCUGCGGCGCCGACUUCAGGAAGCACAGGAGAAGAACGAGAAGCUGAGCAAGGAGCUGGACGAAGUCAAGAGUCGCAAGCAGGAUGAGGAGAGAGGCAGAGUGUAUAACUACAUGAAUGCAGUGGAGAGGGACCUAGCUGCUCUCAGACAGGGGAUGGGUCUCAGCAGGCGAUCCUCCACCUCCUCGGAGCCCUCACCCACCGUCAAAACACUCAUCAAGAGCUUCGAUAGUGCCUCACAAGGUCCAACGUCAAAUGGUGCCUCUGUAGCUCCAACACCUCCAACAGCUCCGGCUGCUCCGUUACCUCGAACCCCCCUCAGCCCCAGUCCCAUGAAGACGCCCCCAGCAGCUGCUGUUUCACCCAUGCAGAGACACUCCAUAACCGGGUCAAUGUCAUCAGCCAAGCCGCUCUCCUCUCUGAGUGAUAAGAGGCCCAGCUACACAGACAUCUCCAUGCCAGCUGAGCACCUUCUCAGGGGAACCUCAGCUAGCCGACCUCCAUCUGCCCUCCAGAGGGUCUCCAACAUUGACUCCUCCAAGGCGAUCUCAGUGACCCGCCGGAGCAGUGAGGAGAUUAAGAGGGACAUGUCAGCCUCGGAGGUGUCUUCGUCAUCCUCCCUGAUGGCGAUGAGUGCUGCCUCCUCCCCACUCUCUCUGUCCUCCUCCUCCCCAACCGCCUCCAUCACUCCCACAGCCCGCAGCCGCUUAAGAGAGGAGAGAAAGGACCCGCUGUCAGCAUUGGCCAGAGAGUAUGGAGGCUCUAAGAGGAAUGCUUUGCUGAAGUGGUGCCAGAAGAAGACUGAGGGCUAUCAGAACAUUGAUAUUACCAACUUCAGCAGCAGCUGGAACGAUGGCCUGGCCUUCUGCGCCGUGCUCCACACCUACCUGCCCGCACACAUCCCGUACCAGGAGCUCACCAGCCAGGAGAAGAGGAGAAACUUCACCUUAGCUUUCCAGGCCGCAGAGAGCGUGGGCAUCAAAUGCACUUUGGACAUUAAUGAGAUGGUGCACACAGAGAGGCCAGACUGGCAAAGUGUCAUGACUUACGUCACAGCCAUCUACAAGUACUUUGAGACCUGACUUCACCAUCUCCCUCGGCCUUCUCCUGCAGCACAAUCAGAGCCACACUGACCUUCAUGAGUUCUCAGCAACAAUCCAACCGCACGGUCAACUCUUCCUUACUCCCUCCCCAUGCAUCACAGCAACACUCAGUCAUGCUGCAAGUGUGUCCACACUAUUUAACAACACUAACUGCAGACAAGUGCCACAUCCUCACACUGCAGCUGAGGAGACCCUUGUGUGGAGUUGUAGUCCAGGGGCUUGCCUGUUUGUUUACCAUUAUACUAGAAAGCCAUGAGAAGGACAGGAUGUGAAUACCUGCGGUUCAUCUUUUCCUCCAAUUCAUGCUUGAAGGAGCAGCGUGAAAAAGAAGCCAAGUCUCAGUGCCUUCUAUCUGGCUUUGUCUUGCAUACGUUUCUCCGCUCUGCACCCAUUCUCCAGGUUGUAGUUUGUUCAAGGGGAAUUCCAUCAAAUCUGACUUUAAACACUCUGCUUUGCAGCAUAAGGUUUGUCAUAGGCUUUUCUUCUUGAUGGGGAAUAAUUACUGGAUGUUUCCCCCCGUAAAUGUUCAGUUUCUACAUUAUAAGAAACCAAAGGUUAGUCAUGUUGGAAUUUCCCCCUAAAACUUUGUAAAUUCCCUUUGGUCAGACUUGAGACAGAUGCAGGAUUUUACUCCAAGUCUUCCAGAUGUUGCAGUGCGAUAACAGAUGCCUCUCAUACAACGGAUAAAGUGCCUGUGUGAGUUUUGAUGCGGGAGACCAGAAAACAAGCUCUCUUUUUUUUUUUCUUCUCCAGUUUUAAAGCUGAGGAUUUGAGGAGUUGCCAAACUAGUUUCAGAUUCAUUCAUUCAUUGAUGCUGAUCACGACUGACUGUGUGCACAAGGACAGGUGUGCACUUUGUUCUACAACUCUGCUGCACUUUUCUGUUGUUAAGCCGCGCUAACACACUAUGAUAGGUUUUCUGUAAUAGAUCCAAGACUUUAGACUAAUAUUCAUUUGAAGAACUAUAUAAUGUGUUUGUAUUUUAUAGGCCUGGAGUUGCCAUCGUGCACUUCGUUCAUUGGGCACAUACAGCACACAGCAUCGUUUCAUCAUAAUCAAGCAAUGAGUAACUAGAAAACUAGAACCUUGGAUAAUGGACUCAGCUGUAGAUUUCAUGCACCGAGGCCAGGCUCUGGUUUUAGGAAGCAAGACUAGACACUUUCAUGAGCUUUUUUAAAAAUUUUUUUAGGCCAAAGCAGUGUUUCAGUUAAAGCAACAGGUGGAUGUUUUCAGUGAUGCGUUUUGCUGCUUUUUUGCCAGUAACCAGACAUGAAAACCUCAGUUUGGCUCUGAUCUGUAAAGUGUGAUCAAAAGUUCUGUGAACUGCCCGUGAAAAGCAAACACCUUACCUGUCCCCUUCAAGGUCACCUCCUUCUGCACCUUUAGACUGCUUUCAGCUGCUGUGGCUGCUAUUUUUAGAGCUUUCCCUGGAAAUUCUGUUCUGACUGCUUGCAUGUUUGUGUGUGCGAUGCAAACAGGACCUCCUCUACUGUGUCAAAUCAGUGAUCCUUUAAGUUAAAUUUCAUCUUGUAGAAGGAAAUGGUAGUGGUUAACACUUGUUCGAUGCCUUCCUCGAGUCAAGAGUUCAAAAUCAAGGUGCACAACCAUGUGUCAAAAAAAGCAACAAGCACCCGCACCUCCCUUUAUUGCCUUGGCCCCGGGGAGUGUCCCAGAUGUGAAAAUCUGGAUGUUUCGAUGCAGAUGUUUGCUUUCUGUGUACAAUCGAGGUCUAUGGUGAAUUUAUAUAUUUGCACCUGCAGGUGGCUAGAACUGGACUUCCAAAAGAUAAUCCAAGCAUAAAAUAAGCACAUGAAUGGUGCACAAUGUGUGACCUUUAAGGGGGGAAUCAGACAUAUUAAGAUCAAACUCGUAGCAAGAAACCAAACGCAUAUGUUACACAAGAUUUUAAACUCUUCCUUUAACGUCCGGAAAUGUUGCAAGGCCGUUUAUUUUAAUUAUACACAAGUUAUUAUGUAAUCCAUUUUGCAAUAUGCAAAAUGUUUUGGUGAUUUUGUGCUUUUGCAGUGUUAAUAAAGUUGAUAAUAUGACCAAGCAUUACUAAGGAAAUACUGUGGAGCACGAUGCCAUGUAAUAACUCUAACUUCAGUCUGCACCAUUACUGUCACGCUGUCUGACUGCUGUGUGCCUCAACAUACCAAGUUCACUGUAUUUAUUUGCAUAGUGCAUUAUAGUGAAGUCAUUGCUUACAUUGUCUUACAUGUAUAUCGAUUUAUAACACACACACUUUGAAUAGCUGCACUGAGAUAAGCUUUUUUUUAAUGUAUUCCACAAUAAUAUCCUGCCUUAAUAGUUCAGCAGAUAUUUCUCAGACUGAAAAUGUGACAUUUUUAAGCUGCAGCCGUAUUUCCCGACCAGUUUCACAGUGCGGAGAUGGUUUUGUGGGAAAACCCUCUCUUUCAUGUUUGUGCCUCUCGAGAAACGCUGAUCGUGAGCGAUGGCUGUGAAUCUUUUUGUUUUUGAAGCUGAUGUUGGACUUUCUCCUUCAUGUCUCCGGUUAAGGUGACUGUAGUGCGUAGAGCUACCAGCUGGUAUCAAUAGCUGCAUUAGAAACUACAUUUUUCUGUGUUGAUUUCGAAGCAAGCCGUUUGCCAAAAGCUCGUUGCUACUGUGUGUGAAACAGCGGUGGACAUCCAGUGAUCUGAAGUGAGCACACGAGCCCGUCACAUCGACUGUUUGUUUUUGUGUACGAGAUGGAGUGAGACUGAGUUAUUUAAUGACUUUUGAAGGCAGAGGCUCUUUGCUGAUGGCGAGACGCUGAGGAUUAGCAGUUUUUUGUUAGGUUUUUUUUCAAUUGUGCUCUGCCUGAUUCCACCGCUGGCCCAUGUGUUUUAUUACUCCCGACAGGAACGAGAGGCGCAAAGGAGAUUCGAAGCCUCGCGAUCCUGAAAGUGGAAUGUGUUUUGAUCACGCUUUAGUGAUCUUGGGACCGUUUCUUUUUUACAACGUCCAGUGUGUGCUGACGUGUGGUGAUUGAUGACCGCCGAGCCCAGCCUGCUGAGGAGAGACCAGACGGCCAGCAAAAGCUAGGGUGCGCAUUCCACCGCCACAUGAUGCAGCCGCGAUGGACUACAUUGUUUGGUCCUUUAGAAAAAGGCCCUUAAAGAGGAUGUGAAGAGAGCUUUAUGUCUUUAGUGGGUCCACUACAUCAUGCUACUUGUAUUUUUCUUUGUUUACUUGAAAAUGCUCUGAGAAUUUCACUGAACAUGCUUUAAUUUGUCUUUUUGUUUCCGUGUUGCCUUUUUUCCUAUUGUUUUAAUAAUAAUACCACAUUUUACAGUCUGAUGCAGAUUGUUGUUGAAGUGGAUUUACUUUCCUGAUCACACUACAUGCAGUGCUGAAACAGUCCCUCAGCUAAGUGAAAGCUGAUUGAAUAAAUGUGUGUAUGUAUGCGUGUGUGUAUAAAGGGACUAAGCUACAGUAUUAAGUGCACACUAUGAUGAUAAUCAGUUGUAAGAAAAAAAAAAGCUGUCUGGUUUUGCUUUAUGUUUUUUCCCUCGUAGUUAUAAAGGACCAUUUG